Molecule: messenger RNA, 3718 nt
Organism: Chelmon rostratus (copperband butterflyfish)
Lineage: Eukaryota; Metazoa; Chordata; Actinopteri; Chaetodontiformes; Chaetodontidae
Product: dixin-A-like
Exons: 21
Coding region: 167-2053 (628 amino acids)
Biological process (GO): canonical Wnt signaling pathway
Cellular component (GO): cytosol
Molecular function (GO): protein binding
Source: RefSeq, a predicted model, not a curated record
AUAACGGUAGCCUCUUCCGCCGGUCCCACAAUUGUCUCGGUUUGUGGACGUUUGCUGGAGUACAGCUGUUGGUAACGGGAAUUUGUCCGUUGUUUGAGACGAGUCGUAUGACACAAGGACGCUAGCAGCUAGCUAGCUAAGCUUAAAUGGGUUUUCGCGUUAAAAGAUGAUCGCCUCGCUUUCUAGAGGAAGUUUGCUGGAUGAGGUUCUUCAUGGGGGCUUCAAUGAGCAGCAGCUGGCAGCAUACGUUUCCUGGGUGAACUCUCAGCUGAAGAGGAAGCCAGGCCUGAACCCUAUCACAGACCUCAGGCAUGAUCUGCAGGAUGGGGUGGUGCUCACACAACUAAUAGAGAUAGUUGCAGGGGAAGUGCUGGAGGGAGUGUACAAUGCUCCACAAAACAAAGAGGAAAGCAGGAAGAAUGUGGAGCAAGUCUUGCAGUUCAUUUCCUCCAGGCACAUACGUAUGCCACACAUAUCAGCAAGAGAGAUUGUUGAUGGUAAUCUGAAAUCCGUAAUGAGGAUAAUUCUGGGGCUGGCUGCCCACUUCAAGCCCUCAGCCAAUCACAGGGCUGCCUCGGGAAGUGGGAGGGGUUUGACGAGAGGCUCUGCCAGCCACAACCCUCUCUCCACUGUUGCACUAGCACAAGGUGCUGCUGCUGCGCUGGCGUCAGCACGACUUGAUGCCUCACAGCCUGCACGUGCCACACGUAUUCACAGUGGCUGGGGGUUGGAUGUGGAAAAGAGUGUGUGUGUUCGUGCUCUGGUUGAGCAGUAUGAAAGAGGAUCUCCGGAUGAGCAGGACAAUCCUCAGCCAAGCAGCCUCAGCUCCGUCAGUCCACUGUCAUCUCCAAGAGCUCCACCCAGCAGCCACACAGACAGACAGCAGGAGGACUGCCAACAACAGGAGAUCAGUGCCGAGUCAUCUCAUGUUGCAGUGGAGACGGCUUGGGAGGAUUCUCUCAGUGAAACUUUGGAGAAGGAGAUGCAGGACACACGAAAAAUGGUGUCUGCUUUGCAGGCCCUGCUGCUGCAUGGUUCGCUGCCUGAGGAUGAACAGGAUGCGUCUUUGAGUUUGGACCAAGGCACCACUGAGCAGCAACUGAUAAUCAUUCGCAGUCGUUUGGAUCAGAGUAUGGAGGAGGCUCAGGAGCUGAAGAGGGAACUGUUACGCUGUAAGCAGGAGAUGAGAAACCUGCAAGGAGUCAAGGACGCCCAGCAGCAGAGGCUGUGCACUCAGGAGGCAUCAAUACUGCAGAUGAAGCAAGAGCUUCUCAGAGCCAGCAUUACGAAGGAUGAACUCAACAACCAGAACGCAGAGCUGCAGUGGAAGCUGGAGGAAUCUAACAGGCUGUGGGGUGAAUGCAAGAAGGAGAUCAGCCAGAAGGACAGACUACUGCAGCAGCUUAAAUAUAAGCUUGAAGAAAGCCAAAAAAAGCAGAGUGAAUUGCAAGGACAGUUGGAGCAUAAAGACAGCAUGCAGAUUCCCACCAGCACAGAAAAUAAUGGCUAUUCUUACUCUGAAAGUCCAGCUCCCUCAAUGUCAGAUGCAGAGGAGGUUCAGCUGCUCAGAGAUGCUCUUAGGAGUUUGAGGAACAACUUCAGAGAUCACGACCCGCAGCACCAUACACUGGACACCCUGGAGCAGGGCAUAGUAUCACUCAUCGACAGACUGCAUGUUCUCCAUACACACAGGGGAAGGGGGAAAUCUCCAAGACGCAAAGGUCAGCACACAGACUCUGACACCUGGCCUCUCACAAAGGUUUGUCAGUCCCACAGUGGUUCUUCAGCCUCCACUAAAAUCCUUUAUUUUACUGGAAAAUCCCCAACGCCUCACAUGAUCAAUAUUCCAAAGAGGCUUGGCGAGGUGACUCUCAAGGAUGUUAAGGCAGCUGUGGAUCGAGAGGGAAACUACAGGUACCACUUCAAGGCCCUGGACCCUGAGUUUGGCACUGUGAAAGAAGAGGUAUUCCUGGAUGGUGCAAUCAUUCCUGGCUGGGAAGGCAAAAUAGUGGCCUGGGUAGAAGAGGACCGUGGCGAGGAAAGGCCAUUGUAACGCUGAUUGUAACGUCACGCUGAGGAGCCGUGACACCUGUUUUGCUCCUGCUUCCUCUGAUCCCAGAGGCUCAUCGAGACAACUGUUCAGAACAGAGGUGGACACUUUUUGAGAUUCAGACUGUUAGUAACAUAUUGCAGGCUUGUCAGCAAGAGAUUUGGGUUGAUCAGCUGGUAUUGAAGCAUACUGAUGAUGUAAAUCUGCAACCAACGUGUAGAAUAUCGUAAAGCUCGGUGCCUUACAAAAGAAACUGCUUCCAUCAUGUGCUUAUUACUGCCAGGCUGUAACUGUAGUAUCAAAACUGGACUCAAAAGUAGACAAACAUUAUUUUGAAUGAACUGUUUCUAAAACCACAGUACUGUAGUUGUUUCACAUGUAGUUUCCUUCUGGUUUGUGUUAAUUGGAAUUUAGUUCAUUUUCAAGUGCUCGGCAUCACUUUUCCUUUCUUGUGCAGCAAUGUAGUAUUUAAAACAAAUACUACCAGAUUACAUGUUAGAAAUAUGUAUUGCCUGUUGUUCUUUAGCCCAGCUACGUUUCAGUCUCGAUUGUGAAUGUGAAGUUAAUACACAGUAUUAUCGACCAUAGCUAGAAAGAAGAAAAUAUCUGGGUUAGAAGGAAAUACCACUUAAUGACACAGGUGUUACAAGAAUAGAAAAAGUCAGACACGCCGACUAAUACAGUGACCAGAUACCAGCUUGUAUACCUAUUACUAUGUUUUGUAUUAAAAACACAUAUCAGACAAGAGUAAAAAAGAAGGGUGAUGGUCAUAAGGAGAUGUCCAAACAGAAAAUUCUAUUCCAAGAACAACAAAACGAAUCAGCUAUUCAGCCAGUUCAGUUCAGUAAAUAGGUCCAAAUUCAGAUGUGGGUUUAAAUGCCAGUCUGCAUCACACCAGCAUGCGAGUGUGUAAACUGACCUGCUGUCAGUGAAUAGAAAUGAUGCUGGAACUUUGAUGGAGAAAUGUACAUGAACAGCACUGUUACUUUGUUUACGUUAUGAAAUUGUUUUGUACAUGUGUGUAAAAUAUUUUCACCAUAUCCUUAAAUUUUUUAUGUUUAUGUCUCCUAAUUGUUUAAAGAGAGAGAUUUUUGUGAAGUGACAAAAAGAUGCUGUGGAUUCAAACUUGACAUCAGACAUUUUUGAUGAGACUUUUUUUCCUGGAACUAUGGACCAUCCCACUAUUUAUGGUGUGCGUGUGAAUGUGUGUGUGUGUGUGUGAGAGAGAGAGAGAGAUCAGGAUGGACCUUUGACAUGUAAAUGCCUGAAGAACAGUGGUUCAAGCUGUUCUACUUGAUGCAGUAAAAUGCUCAGCUGUCAGUGUUAAGACCCCUGAGGCCUUUAUGAGAAACUGAGAGACUGAAACUGGCCCACAUAUACAUUUUCCUUCACUCUGCUUCUGUCUUCCCAUUUGGACUGGGAACGCCUUCACUAACAAGCCAACAGAAACAUGCAUCAGUCUACUGAAUGCCAUAACUGCCUGUAAUGUAAAAUGUACAACUGGAUAUUUAGUAUUUGUUUUGUUUACUGAAAGUUUCACAAAAUAUGGAUACUGUCUGUUUAAAAGAAUAAAAAUGGCUUUUGUUGAAUGUUAGAAAGACAGAUAUUUUUAAAUAAAUUGCUUUCAAAAAUGUCAAAAAAGUAAUUGUUCCAGUUUUUAUUGUGGUU